This is a messenger RNA of Drosophila bipectinata, 268 nucleotides long. RefSeq lists its product as uncharacterized. The record is from RefSeq and is a predicted model, not a curated record. NCBI's taxonomy places the organism in Eukaryota, Metazoa, Arthropoda, Insecta, Diptera, Drosophilidae.
UUGAGAUUUCAGUUGGUUCUCGGCUCUGAACAAUGGCUGUUGUCUUGAUUUUAGUCUUCCUGGUGCUGGCCUUUGCGGGAUACGUUGCGUACGUUAUCCAUACAAAAGGCAUCGAUCCCAAGGACAUACGCAUUCGGAGCCUCCAGGACGCCAAAAAGCUCCUCCAGCCUCCGCCCAGUGGAAAUGGCCCACACAAAUACCUGGAGAAACGGGCUUAAUGAAAGUUGUUUGGUGGACUCACGUUUGGCCGGCGUGCUUGUGGCUCCCA